Fragaria vesca subsp. vesca is the source of this 1154-nucleotide messenger RNA. Its product is annotated as bifunctional epoxide hydrolase 2-like. Gene Ontology annotation, molecular function: hydrolase activity. Bases 53 to 1012 code for a protein of 319 amino acids. The transcript is spliced from 3 exons. The record is from RefSeq and is a predicted model, not a curated record. Lineage: Eukaryota; Viridiplantae; Streptophyta; Magnoliopsida; Rosales; Rosaceae.
CUCAGUUUCCUUUCACUUCCACAAAACCAGAGCAGAAGACAAAGAAGACGAAAUGGAGGGAAUAGAGCACAGGACGGUCAAAGUCAACGGGAUCAACAUGCACGUAGCCGAAAAGGGUCAAGGCCCCGUGAUCCUCUUCAUCCACGGUUUCCCGGAGCUGUGGUACUGCUGGAGGCACCAAAUCCAGGCCUUGGCCGCGGUCGGCUACCGCGCCGUAGCCCCGGACCUCCGCGGCUAUGGCGACACCGACGCGCCCGCCGAUCAGUCGAGCUACACGUGCCUCCACGUGGUCGGCGAUCUGGUGGCGCUGUUGGAUGCUGUAGCGGCGGAUCAGGAGAAGGUGUUCGUGGUGGGGCACGACUGGGGUGCGUUGAUCGCUUGGUAUCUUUGUCUGUUUCGGCCGGACCGGGUUAAGGCUCUGGUCAACUUGAGCGUGGCGUUCAGUCCUAGAAAUCCUCAGAGGAAGACUACUGAAAUGUUGAGAGCUGUUUAUGGGGAUGACUAUUACAUGUGCAGAUUUCAGGAACCAGGAGAGAUUGAAGCUGAAUUUGCCCAGAUCGGUACUGCAAGAGUUAUGAAGGAAUUCCUGACAUAUCGCCAUCCUGGUCCACUUUUCCUGCCUAAAGGUAAAGGCUUUCGACAUCCUCCAGAUGCUCCAAUUCCUUUGCCAAGUUGGUUGUCUGAGGAUGAUGUUAACUACUAUGUCAGCUUCUUCGAGAAGAAGGGCUUCACUGGUGGCAUAAACUACUAUCGAAACUUUGACAGGAACUGGGAACUGACUGCACCUUGGACUGGGGCUCGGAUAAAAGUUCCAGUUAAGUUCAUUGUGGGAGACCAGGACCUAGUUUAUAAUUCUCUUGGAGCCAAGGAUUUCAUACACAAAGGUGGGUUCAAGAAAUAUGUGCCGCUACUGGAAGAGGUAGUCGUAAUGGAAGGAGUUGGCCAUUUUAUUAACGAAGAAAGGCCUAAUGAAAUUAGUGAACACAUCCAUGACUUCAUCAAGAAGUUCUAGUGAUGAUCGAGAUAUAUGCAUUUCAUUUUCCUCUAUUGUGUGUUGUGUGAUGUGUCUUGUAGUCCUACUUGUGUUCCUGUUGUGCGCUUCUUGCCUGACGCCUAAUUGUUAGCUUUUGUGAUCAAUUUCCUAUCGUUCCUCG